Molecule: messenger RNA, 1058 nt
Organism: Cydia pomonella (codling moth)
Lineage: Eukaryota; Metazoa; Arthropoda; Insecta; Lepidoptera; Tortricidae
Product: cytochrome c
Exons: 4
Coding region: 160-486 (108 amino acids)
Biological process (GO): mitochondrial electron transport, ubiquinol to cytochrome c; mitochondrial electron transport, cytochrome c to oxygen
Cellular component (GO): mitochondrial intermembrane space
Molecular function (GO): electron transfer activity; heme binding
Source: RefSeq, a predicted model, not a curated record
GACAUGAACAAGCAAGAUUUGCGCUCGUGUAUUGUCGAUAGACCUCGUUUUGUAGUGUGAUCUCAGCGCCACGAGCGGCACUCUUGACACUAGCCAGUUGAGAAAAUUGACUCAUCCGUGUUCGUGUAGUUCUAUAUCUCCCCAACUUCAUAAAGAAAAAUGGGUGUACCUGCAGGAAACGCUGAGAAUGGCAAGAAGAUCUUUGUCCAGAGAUGCGCACAGUGCCACACAGUAGAGGCUGGCGGCAAACACAAAGUAGGCCCCAACCUCCACGGCUUCUUCGGACGCAAGACUGGACAGGCCGCAGGAUUCUCAUACUCAGACGCCAAUAAGGCCAAGGGUAUCACCUGGAAUGAGGACACCCUAUUUGAAUACCUGGAGAACCCCAAGAAAUAUAUCCCCGGAACCAAAAUGGUGUUCGCCGGUCUGAAGAAGCCCAACGAACGCGCGGACCUCAUCGCGUACCUCAAGAGCGCGACUAAGUAAUCAAACUAAUUAUUAGGAAAAUUACAGAAUAAGAAGCAUUUUCCAUUAUGUUACUGGAAUCUUCUUCUGUUCAUAGUCCAAUCAGUAUCAUUUAACUAAUGUAUUUGCAAUGUUAUUGCGCAAUAGUUACCUAUUUCAUGUCAUCAUACCUAGGGUAUACUUGUAAUUAUGUUAUCAGACAUUUAUUUAUUAAGAAUAUCUACUAGCGACCCGCCCCAACUUCGAACACAACAACAGCAUCGAACCAAUUAUACACCUAAACCUUCCUCAAAAAUCUCUCUUGAUUAGAUGAAAACCGCAUGAAAUUUCGUUCAGUACUUUUUGAGUUUAUCGCGAACAUACAUACAGACAAACUGACGGCGGCGGGGGCCUUUGUUUUAUAAGGUGUAGUGAUUUCGUGUUGUUCUGAGAUGAUCACCUCGCUAACAUAAGAUGUUUUUAGGUACUUGUGAGUGUGAUUUAAAUGUUAAUAAAUUAUUAAUAGUGAUCACCAAAAAGCUUUUCAUUUGUAUUAUGUACGAGAGAAUAGACAUUGUUUAAUUAUUUAUUUUAUGAAUAAAAAUUGUUCGCUU